Messenger RNA from Saccharomyces eubayanus, 471 nucleotides. RefSeq lists its product as uncharacterized. The transcript has a single exon. The coding region runs from base 1 to 471 and encodes 156 amino acids. The record is from RefSeq and is a predicted model, not a curated record. Lineage: Eukaryota; Fungi; Ascomycota; Saccharomycetes; Saccharomycetales; Saccharomycetaceae.
AUGAGUUCCCGGUUUGCAAGAAGUGAUGUCAACUCGAAUCAUAUUAGGAAAAGAAACCAUUCUCCAGAUCCGAUAGGAAUUGAUAAUUACAAAAGAAAAAGACUGAUUAUAGACUUAGAAAAUUUAUCUCUAGAUGAGACAGGCCCCAAAAACGCACGCACAGACGAUAGUAACCUUGUUCAUAACAACAUAGCAUUCUCUGAUGCCAUCCACGACAAGGCUCUGAAAGACAUCAUCAAAUCCUCAACAGGCAAUAAUCAUCACAGUGGGUCGAUAUAUGACAAGAUUUGGGAACGCCUAAGAGAGGAGAGACUACAAGUUAUAAAAUGGGCUGACUACAAGGAAGUUGCUUAUUCGAAUUGGUGGAGGUGGUUUCAUAAUCAGUUUGCCCCAAAGCCCACCUAUGAUGGAGAGGCUGACACCGAUGUUGAUAUGUUGGUCAUAGAUACUGACGUGGAUAUGGAUGAGUAA